Molecule: messenger RNA, 1449 nt
Organism: Penicillium maclennaniae
Lineage: Eukaryota; Fungi; Ascomycota; Eurotiomycetes; Eurotiales; Aspergillaceae
Product: fungal specific transcription factor domain-containing protein
Exons: 2
Coding region: 1-1449 (482 amino acids)
Biological process (GO): DNA-templated transcription
Molecular function (GO): DNA binding; zinc ion binding
Source: RefSeq, a predicted model, not a curated record
AUGGUUGAAUCCACAGAGGAUGAGUUCUGGAAUACUUUCACCGAUUUCAGCUCCGAGAGCUCAUCUCAGGGCUCUCCUUCGUCCCUUUCCUCGACGUUGAGCCUUGCAUCACUGCUUCCAGACUUCGCAAAUCCGCUUCCCAAAAGCAUGGGUUCGGUUACCAUUGAUUCACUCCAUGCAAAUAGUGUUCUUUCGCUUCCAGGUGAACGCCUCCAAGGUGCUCUCUUGCAAGCUUUUGUUGAAUGCGUACAACCGACCAUGCCAAUCCUUGAAUUGCAAGGGUUUUUGAAUGCGAUCUACGGACGUAGCCAUGGCCACGGCUCGAUCAGUCUGCUUCUGUUCCAUGCCGUCAUGUUCUCUGCGACUACUUUUGUUGAUUUGAAACAUCUUCACGCUGCGGGUUACACCAGCAGGCGAGAGGCACAUGAAGCCUUUUUCCAGAAAGCUAAGCUUCUCUAUCAAGCAAAUUACGAGCAAGAUACACUCACCAUCGUGCAAGCAAUGCUUCUCUUGACCUACCGAGUUGACGCGAAAGACGGCGACGACAGCAGCUAUUGGAUCGGCGUCGCCAUCUCCAUGGCAACAUCCAUCGGCCUUCUCCAGGAUCCGGCCGGUACCAGAAACUUCGACCAUAGUUCCAGGCUAUGGAAGCGGGUCGCCUGGGCAUGUUACACAACUGACUGUCUAAUCUCAUUGAGAUUACGAUGUCGACCAAAUAUCCACGAAUUGGGUUUCAGCCACCAGAUCUUGACCGAAGACGACUUUGAGUUUUACAGUCUCGCUGCAGAGAAACAGAGCAUUUUACCCAACUGUCCGAUAGCAUAUAAUAUUGAUGCACAAAAGGAACUGGCCCGUAUGUACAUCGCGAAUACCCGAUUAUGCAUCUGCAUCAGUGAAGUCCUCGAAUUCAGAGGCAAGACCAACCACAUAUACGCAUCCGCCGGAUCACCAGUCCAAAUAAACAACACAGACGAAACUGAUCAUGCUGCGCGGGUAUCUAUUUCAGAAUACAAGCUAGCUGAUUGGGCCAACUCACUACCAUCAUCCUGCCACGCCCCCUCUGCAGAAAGUAGCAAUGCGGACGACCCAACAAUCGCCGUUCAGCGCAGUCUUCUCCAUCUACAGUUUUACACGACUAUUGCGAUCCUUCACCAAUUACAACCAUUCCCGUCAUCGAGGUUCUGCGUUCAACAUGCUGCGAGUCAAAUCACGCUAAUAGCUUCUGAGCUUCUUGAAAAAAGUUUACACAACAGGCUGUCCAUUACUGGUGUCACGUCGAUUCUCGUGGCACUGAUUAUACAUAUGUCUCAGUUGAAGGCUUCGCUCUCACCUGAGAGGAACCAGGCGGUCAAGGAUUUCCAGACGUGUUUGGAGGUGAUGGGUAGCUUGAGGGAAGUUUAUUGGGAGGCUGAAAGUAUUACUGAGUGGGCGUCGAAAGCAAUCAUGUAA